CACGCUGCUAAGAUGAUAUCAAGAUUGGGGAAAACUAGAGCUGUCAUUGCCUUUCUGUGCAUCGCCUGCAUUGGGAUAUUGUCGAGAUCUUCAUUUAAUCUAUCCGUGGACUCUCUCGGCGAUUUGAACAACAGUCACUGUGCCUGUCCCACAUGUUACACAAGAGAUGAUGAUCCCUGGUUUGGGGAGCUCAUCAAAGCAGCCCCUCCACCCUUUUUGUCCAAAAACUAUACAACCCCAGAAGAAGAUUAUGAUUGGUGGAAGCGUUUACAGUGGCAAGGAUACGACUAUGCUUUCUACCAGAAAACAGUGAAGGACGUAUUUGAGAGGUUCCCACACGUUCCAGAUGUCAUAAAAUACAAGCCUGGCCGCUGCAGGACUUGUGCUGUGGUGGGAAACUCUGGUAAUUUGAAAGGAUCACGCUAUGGACCUCUCAUAGAUUUCCAUGACAUUGUAAUAAGAAUAAACCGUGGCCGUACCAAAGGUUACGAAGCAGAUGUUGGGACCAAAACAACUCAUCGUGUUAUGUAUCCGGAGAGUGCGUUUACUUCGGACAACACCACUCAUCUUGUGUUUGUUCCAUUCAAGAUUAAGGAUUUACAGUGGCUCCUCGGGAAGUUUGAGCCAAGUGAUGCUAACUCAGGGAAGAUAGCUAACAGGGAUUUGGUGAUGAUUCUCAAUCCAGCAUUCAUGAAAUACGUCUAUGAACAAUGGCUGGAUAGGAAGGGCCGUUAUCCAUCAACUGGCUUCAUCACUUUGGCUCUCAGCUUUAGCAUUUGUGAUCAGGUCGAUGUUUUUGGGUUUGGAGCGGACAGUGAUGGAAACUGGAACCAUUACUUUGAAACUACAAACAGACAUCUGAGAACUGGACCUCAUCCUGGAGGGCAUGAAUAUGGACUUAUUGAGACUCUACACAAAAAGGAGAAAAUUGGUUUUUAUAGAGGGUUUUAAAGGUAAUUUUCUUUCUUUUAUUUUCUGUUCCUUUCUCUGUCAACUGUAUUAAGAAGAACAGACUUAGGGUAGGGAUGAGCGAGUACACCAUUACCUUCUGUAUCCAUACUCGGGUAACCGGAAGCGGGUAGGGUUUAGGACAGAAAUGGGUGUAACUUAUCGGAAACUUAUAGGCUAUUUUAAGCCUGGAAUUGAUAUGGGUUGAUUGAAAGUUGUUAUAUUUGUUAUUUAUUGGAAAACAGUUUACAGAACAUACUCAGUUGAUGAGUUUCUGUCAUUACAAGUAUUGAUACUGACAGAUCUUAUACCAUUGGCACUCAUAUUGGUCCUGGAGACUCAUCCAUUAUGAAAAUGAAUUAAUAGCCUCUUCCACUCUCCCCUCCCCAUUAUAGAGCCAUUUUGCCUUUUUUAGGGGUGGGACAUGGGGUCUUUUGGGGGAAAUAGCAUGUCAACAGUAUAUACUACAUAGAAGUUGUGGAUAGAAAACUGGGAAACGGAAGAGGAAU
Molecule: messenger RNA, 1457 nt
Organism: Centropristis striata (black sea bass)
Lineage: Eukaryota; Metazoa; Chordata; Actinopteri; Perciformes; Serranidae
Product: CMP-N-acetylneuraminate-beta-galactosamide-alpha-2,3-sialyltransferase 1-like
Exons: 6
Coding region: 13-951 (312 amino acids)
Molecular function (GO): beta-galactoside (CMP) alpha-2,3-sialyltransferase activity
Source: RefSeq, a predicted model, not a curated record